Strongylocentrotus purpuratus (purple sea urchin) is the source of this 2919-nucleotide messenger RNA. Its product is annotated as integrin alpha-V. NCBI's taxonomy places the organism in Eukaryota, Metazoa, Echinodermata, Echinoidea, Camarodonta, Strongylocentrotidae. Gene Ontology annotation, molecular function: integrin binding. The transcript has 22 exons. Bases 154 to 2481 code for a protein of 775 amino acids. Gene Ontology annotation, cellular component: external side of plasma membrane; integrin complex. The record is from RefSeq and is a predicted model, not a curated record. Gene Ontology annotation, biological process: cell-matrix adhesion; cell adhesion mediated by integrin; integrin-mediated signaling pathway.
GUCAAUCAUCGUGGAUUGGUUGAGUUUUACGACAGAACCCUAAAUCGCUACCUAACUAUUAAUGGACAUCAAAUCGGCUCAUACUUCGGACAUUCCUUGGUCGUUGCGGACUUCAACGGCGACGGGUUCGAUGACAUAGUUAUCUCUGCCCCGAUGUACACUGCUUAUAACAUGCCAAUCUCUGACGGCUGGGAGGUGGGAAGGAUUCACAUCUAUUAUAAUGAUGGACAGGGUCAGUUUCCAGUAUCUCAUACGAUCAGUGGGGAGUGGCCUGGUGGAAGAUUCGGGUUUGCCAUGACAACCGUUGAUGAUAUCAACAGAGAUGGCUAUACAGAUCUAGCAGUCUCGGCACCAUAUUUCGGAGAAGAAAAACAGGGUCGAGUCAGUAUCUUCUUAAGUACUGGGUCACGUGGUCUAUCACCAACUCCUUCUCAGCAUAUCACCCCAUCUGAGUUUGGUAUGAGGAUGACGUCAUUUGGAUUCUCUCUUGCUGGUGGUCUAGACGUGGAUAAUAAUACAUAUCCAGAUCUGGUGGUAGGCUCGUAUUUAUCAUCUACAGUGGUGCUUUUCAGGUCUCGUCCUGUAGUUGAUCUCAAUGUCACUUUGACCUUGAAUGAAAGUGAGGGCAUCGACGUAGAUGAGCACAAUCUUCUUCUAGCAGACGGGUCAAAAGUCGCGAGCUUCCGUUUAUCUCUCUGCAUGCUGUUCACUGGAGUGGCCUUACCUGAACACCUGAAUGUAUCAUAUACGCUCUCAUCUAUCACACAGACUCUGCCAAGAUCUUUAUUCUUAUUACCAGACGGGAAUGCAGACUCUCUCAGCCAAAUAUUGAAACUUUCAAAGGAUACCACUCUCUGUACUCACCACACUGGUUACAUAAGGAACUCUAUCCGUGACAAGCUAACACCGAUUACGUUCAUAGUUGAAUAUGAGAUUGUUAGCGACCAGGACAGUCAUGAUGAUGAACUUGCGCCUGUUCUGGACUCUGAGAUUGAGCCACGUAAAGAACUGUCAAUUCCUUUCCUGUAUGACUGCAACAGUGUAAUAUGUGUACCAGACCUCGCUAUCUUGGCAUCAUCAGAUACGUCUGAGAUGGUGGUAGGAUCAUCAGCAGUGAUUCGUCUCCUCGUUUCUAUAUCUAAUAAUGGAGAAGAUGCUUACGAGAGUGUACUGAAUUUCACACAACCAGACACCUUUCAUUUCGUGCAGGUCAUUCAAUUAACAAAGAACAAGCACCUCAUCACGUGUGACAAGAAGACUGGUAAAAAGGAUUUAGUUUGUGAUCUUGGAAAUCCGAUGCUAGCCUAUGAACAGAUCGUCAUGCAACUCGUGUUUGCAACCGAUGACGUCAAAGGUGAUUUCAGCAACGUGUCAUUCAUAUUGGAGGCUUCAAGCGCACACAAUGAUAGUAAUGCAAGCGACAACAAGGUUUCUGUAAACGUGAAUAUCACCAUUCACUCCGAUCUCAGCUUCGAAGGGGCCUCUGAAAGUGAAUAUCUGCUAUAUGACUUGCAGGACUACCAAGAAGAUAAUGCAACAGUACUAGAUGACGAACCCAACAUCUUUCAUCGAUUUGUUCUCAGUAAUAGAGGACCGAGUAACAUCGGACGAACAGCCGUGUUGAUUCAUUUUCCACAUUCAAUCUCGGACUCGACCAGCGAUCGUAACGUCAUAGAACUGAUCGACGCGGAGGUUGAGGGUGGAGAUAAAUGUGAAAUGGACAAGUUGUUUUCGACUCCUGCUUCUAUUGAUGAUGUCAAUAUUCAGUCACCAGUCUCCCCUUCAUCUCCAUACGAGCACCCAUUAUCUACAUCGUCUUCAACACAAGGUCCUUCUCAGCCAUCGUUCGGUCGAGCACCAGCACGACGUCGGAAGCGACGUACCGACAUCGGUGUCACGAACAACCCGACUCUAAACGAUUACGAUUACAUAGCUUUUGACGGAGAUCUUCCCGCCAUAGAUUGUCAAAGCGGAAAUGGUUGCUAUGAGAUAACAUGCCACCUCGAUACAGUGGGAACAAGAAAAACUUCCUUCCGGGAUAGUGCAGCAAUCGUUGUGACGUCACGUUUUCAUAUUGAUCAAUUUCUCAAACUGAGUGCUGAGUUAAACAUCACCGCAAGUGUCGCCCUCGUUUCUAAUGCAGAAGUCAUAGUGCAUGGCAGCGACUACCAUGUUCAACUGCCAGAGAAUAUCACAUUAACAGCUACGGCAACUACUAAGAUUGUUGCUUUGCAGCAAGUACUGGUGGAAGAUGGUACCGAUUUGAACCCCUACCAGCCCACUACAAUCCCCCAGAGGAGUAUCUGGAUGAUCAUCGGGGCAUGUUUGAUGGGCGUGGUAAUUCUAGCUGGUGCUAAUGCUAUACUCUAUAAAAUGGGAUUCUUUAAGCGACAGCAGAUUGGACUCGAAAAGAAAGUCUCCCUCCGAAAGAAACCAGACAGAAUGAGUCUCAGACAGCGAAGUGUUAUAUUUGAAGACUAAGAAGUAUACCCAAUAGAAAGCUAACACACCCGCUGUCAUUAAGAGCAUUGCAGUACAAAACAAUGUCUUGAAGUAAGAGCAUUGUUGUGUUAAACAGUCGGAGUAAGAAUAUUGUAGUUUUGUUAAACCGACAGUAUGAGCAUAAAAACAUGUAUAUAUUAUAUAAGUAUAAAGAUAACCGAAUUACGAUACAGUGUACCAGUAGUUAUUCUUCACCACACAUUAGACCUGAUUUAUAAUUUUAUGCAUAUUUUUUUUUUAAAGAAAAGUUCCCUACGGACUUAAUAGGCUUGCCAGAGGCUUUCCAGACAUAACAACCGAUAAUGUUUGCAGAGUGGAUUCCAACUAGGCCUAUAUUAUAGAGAUGCAAUGAUUAUUAUUUUGUAUUUAAAUCAUUUCUUUUAAAUCAAACAAUUUCAUCGUCUUAUCACAUUCAUA